UAACAAGAGACCCUGAGCAAGAAGGCAGCAGCUUUUCUACAGGUCUGACUCGGAUUAAUAGGACUAACAACGUCCUCACAGCUCCCCUCUAUAUAAAGACACUCUCAUGGACACAAUCCACAGAGGAUAAGCUAAAAUUUGACCUUCCAGGCCAGGUCCAUGAAACUAAAUGAAUUGCUUUUGUGGGACAUUUCGACAAAAUUAACAAGAAUGAUUAUUAAAGCCAUUUCUUCUUGAAUAAAUGUCGCAUUUUUUGUUAGCUUAUGGCUGACUUCUAACUGUUCAAUAGCAAAGCAUUAGUGGUCAUAUGAAACCUGCCAUUCAGACUGUGAUAAUAACACUAAGAGUGUCUGCCAGAGCCUCCCAUGGUCUAAGCUUGAUAUAAUAUUGAAUAAAACUUUUCAUGGGUGAAAAGUCAUUAGAUAAGGGCAAGUUAGGCCUAGAUUGUUCUGGGUAUCCUACCUUAAUCUUUAGAACUCUCACUACAAUCACAUCCCAAUCCUCAGCCCUAACCCUGACCUGAUCCUUUUUUGGAUUUUUUUCUCAGUGUACAUCAGCAGUUUUAUUCUACACCCCAAAACUAUAACAUCAUGACAAUGUGAUUGGUCACUUGCAAUGCUGAAUUUCCACCAACAUUUAUUAUGAUGAUCCAGGAACACCACAACAUGAGGAUACUAGAUACACAUCAGGUGUCCAUUUCCACUUUGCCUAUACGUAUAUGUAUAUGUUAGUACCAUUCACAAGUCAUCAACAAAACCUUGCUUUUGUGUUUUUAUAUGUAGUCCUUUUGCUACUGAAAACCCAGCUAGCAGAAAAAUGGCAAGCUCUUUCACACGCCUGAUCUCCAAGCGCAAUACAGCUGUGCUGUUGGCCGGCUUGGGAGCAGGAACUGCUGGAUUCUUGUUGAGUGAAAACAGUUCUCUGGCUGCUGAGGCAAAGAAGAAGCUUUACCCUCCCAGCUCUGAUUACCCUGACCUGAGGAAACACAACAACUGCAUGGCCUCUGCUCUUACUCCAGCCAUUUAUGCCAAAUUGAGGGACAAAGUCACCCCCAACAACUGGACCCUUGACCAGUGCAUCCAAACGGGAGUUGACAACCCUGGACACCCUUUCAUCAAGACAGUGGGUUGCGUGGCUGGUGACGAGGAGAGCUAUGAGGUGUUUGCUGAGCUCUUUGACCCUGUCAUCAAAGACAGACAUAAUGGCUAUGACCCCAGAGUCAUGAAACAUCCUACUGACCUGGAUGCCUCCAAGAUAACCCACGGCAUGUUUGAUGAGAAUUAUGUUCUGUCAUCCCGGGUGCGUACUGGCCGUAGUAUCCGUGGGCUUAGCCUCCCCCCAGCCUGUUCGAGGGCUGAGCGCCGUGAGGUGGAGCGGGUAGUAGUGACAGCCCUAGCUGGCCUUAAAGGAGACCUGGCUGGACGCUACUACAGCCUAGGAGACAUGACGGAAAAGGAGCAGCAGCAACUUAUUGAUGAUCACUUCUUAUUUGACAAGCCUGUCUCUCCACUGUUGACAUGUGCCUUUAUGGCCAGAGACUGGCCAGAUGCCAGGGGGAUCUGGCACAACAACGAUAAGACCUUCCUGAUCUGGGUGAAUGAGGAGGACCACACCAGAGUUAUCUCCAUGGAGAAGGGCGGCAACAUGAAGAGAGUGUUUGAGAGAUUUUGCAACGGACUCAAACAGGUGGAGCACCUGAUCCAGGAGAGAGGGUGGGAAUUCAUGUGGAAUGAACGUCUGGGAUACGUCCUCACGUGUCCGUCCAACCUGGGCACCGGCCUCAGGGCGGGUGUCCAUGUACGCCUGCCAAAACUAAGCAAGGACCCACGUUUCAGCAAAAUCCUUGACAACCUGCGGCUGCAGAAACGCGGCACAGGGGGAGUCGACACGGCCGCUACUGGUGAUACCUUUGACAUUUCCAACCUUGACCGUCUGGGCAAAUCUGAGGUGGAGUUGGUCCAGUUGGUGGUCGACGGCGUCAACUACCUGAUUGAGUGUGAGAAACGGCUGGAAAAAGGCCAGGAUAUCAAAAUCCCAUCUCCCAUUGUUCAGUUUAGGAAAUGAAAACUGAACUCCUCAGUUUCCUCAGUGACCUGAUCAGUCCUCCCUCUCAAACUGAGACUGCUAGAGCACCUGAGAGCGACUCCCAUCAGCGAGGAGAAAGCAUUCUCUUUAAGUUUCCAAGACAGAGUGCAUUUCUUUAAGAUAAAUCAUCUUAGACGUGUUCUUUAGAGGAAAACUCUACCUCAAGAAAAUUGUAACCCCAAGUUCAAUGAAUAAACACUAUACAACAUUUUAUUGCUUUCAUUUUGUUUUUUGCUGUUGUUCUGUUUUUCACUUUGGCUGAACAAUAAUGUGUAGAAAGUGGUUUAGCAUUCUUUCACUGAAGUAAGCACGGUCUGUUAUUUGCAUGAAGAUAAUAUCAGUUUUGUAGUUAUUAGAUGGCAGUUUUAUUUUCCUAUCAUCAUCAGCCACUUUAUUAGGUAAACCGUGCUGGUGAUGGGUUGGAAACCCUUUUGUCUUCAGGACGGUCUUAAUUAUUAGUGGCAGAGAUUCAAAAAGGUGCUAGAAACAUUCCUGAGAUUUUGGUUCAUACUGUCAUGAUAGCAUCAACCAGUUGCUGCAGAUUUUCCAGUUGCACGUGAUGGUUAUAAAGGAAUGGACAUGGUCAGCAAUAAUACUCAGGUAG
This is a messenger RNA of Pelmatolapia mariae (spotted tilapia), 2689 nucleotides long. RefSeq names its product creatine kinase, mitochondrial 2a (sarcomeric) (gene ckmt2a). Lineage: Eukaryota; Metazoa; Chordata; Actinopteri; Cichliformes; Cichlidae. The coding region runs from base 817 to 2064 and encodes 415 amino acids. Gene Ontology annotation, biological process: phosphocreatine biosynthetic process. The transcript has 10 exons. The record is from RefSeq and is a predicted model, not a curated record. Gene Ontology annotation, cellular component: mitochondrion. Gene Ontology annotation, molecular function: creatine kinase activity.